AUGGCUAUUGCAAGGUUCUUGUAUGACAAUUGCAUACCUUUUAAUGUAGUCAAUUCAGUGUACUACCAAAAGAUGAUUGAUGCUGUAGCUGCUGCUGGUCCUGGCUACAAAGCUCCAUCUUAUCAUGCUGUAUGGGUCCCUUUGUUGAGGGAUCAAAAGAAAGAGGUGCAGUUGUUGGUUGAGUCACAACGUAGGCAUUGGGCAGAAGUUGGAUGUACACUUAUGGCUGAUGGUUGGAUGGAUACUAGACAUAGGUCAUUGGUUAAUUUCCUUGUCUAUUGUCCUAGGGGAAUGGUAUUUGUAAAAUCAGUUGAUGCUUCAGAUAUUGUGAAGAGUACUAGAAACUUAUAUAAAUUGUUUGAUGAAGUAGUUACAUGGGAUAUGGGAGACAUGCCUCAUGUGGAGAGACUUAAAAAAUGUGCAUCCAAAGUUACAGUUUUUAUUUAUAAUCAUGUAGCUUUGAUUGCUUGGUUGAGGAAGAGACCUGGUUGGACAGAUAUUGUACGUGAUGAUAUUAAUGUUCUUGUCAAGAUUUCAUCGCCGCUCAUUCGUUUGUUACGGAUUGUUGAUUCUGAUCAAAGGCCUGUAAUAGGAUAUGUGUAUGAGGGCAUGCAUAGAGCACGGUUGGGAAUCAAGAAGAUCUUUCGAAUGAAGAAGCACUUGUACAAGCCAUACACUUCAAUUAUAAAAAACCGUUGGGACAAACAUUUGCGUAAAGAUCUUCAUGCUGCUGCAUAUUGGUUAAAUCCCGCUUUUCAAUAUGAAGAGGAGAAUUUUUGCCGGAAACCAGCAGUACAUAUGGCUGUUUUGGACUAUAUUGGGACAAAAUAUGAUGGUGACAAAGAGAAGGUAAUUAAGGAAACCCAAUAUUUUCGAGACCGUAUUGGGAGCUUUGAUAGAGAGCUUGCAUUGUCAACAAGCACAACCACUCAUCCAGGUGAGAAGUAA
Molecule: messenger RNA, 948 nt
Organism: Quercus lobata
Lineage: Eukaryota; Viridiplantae; Streptophyta; Magnoliopsida; Fagales; Fagaceae
Exons: 3
Coding region: 1-948 (315 amino acids)
Source: RefSeq, a predicted model, not a curated record